AUGGAACGAUGGACGGCUCUCAUGCCCGACAGGGCCCCUGCACCUGGUACACUUCCGGCACGGCCGCGACUGAUCGGUCGACUACCUGAAGAGGCGUGGCUUUGCGUCCUUCAAUUCCUCCCUAUCCCCGACCUGCCACAAGUCGCCCUUUGCUCGCGCAAACUCGCCAGCAUUGCGCGAGACGAUCGGCUGUGGAGGGUGAAGCUUAGCUGGCUGGGUUACCACGGGCCGGGCGAGAUUGACUGGCGAGACGGGAAGGAAGCGGUAGAAGGGUUGAGGCCAGAGGUCGCAGAUGGACAGCUUGCAGAAGCUGACGCGGUACAGGGUGGCGAGAACGGUUUAACAGCGUCGGGUGCCAUUUACGAGUCAAGCGACGACGAGUUUGGCGACUUCUUCCAGGGCGACAAGGAGGCCAAGCCGCGCGAUGCAGAAGCGGACGACGGCUUUGGCGACUUCCAAGAUGGCGAUUUGGAAGGAGAGGAUCCCUUCGGUUUGGCGGAAGACUUCUCGACGGUCGCGCUCGGAGAUGCGCCGCCUCGAACGAAGCCGCCUCCAGCCGACGACCUGCUUCUCAUGUUCGACGAUGAUGUCGCCCCUCCGACGUCUCUCCCGGCUCCAAGCAAACCUCGGCGGCCACCACCGGUAUCAAAGCUCACUUUCGACACGCCAAUCGCCGCCGGCUCGCCUACGACACCCUCGUGCAAACCGGGCGCCUUCACCUUCAACCCCUCGACGCCUACCUCCGCGACCCCAACUUCCGCCGGCCCUUCACAAAGUUUCCUUACCCUCUACAAGAAGCACCACGCCAUCCUAUUACCCUACUACAUCUCGCUGCAGACCCUCACAACCUCGUCUCUCGUCUUCACCACUUCAUCCCUCACACCCAUGCUCCGCGCUCAACUCCUCGCCUCUCUUGCACGAUUCUGCCAUCCUCUUGUCGCUCCGACCCGCUCUCUCCCGCAGCGGAUGACCGUUCUCCGCAACGUCCAGUCUGCCAUCGACUUCUUCGAAUCAGCGCUGCUCGCCGAGUUCGAGCGCGCCGACUCGAUCCAGGACGAGCAGUCAAUGAAGGAGAAGGCAGAGGUGAUGUGGGAGCUCAAUCAGAGCACGACGGUCUCGCAGGUGUUCGUGCAGAAGCGCGAGACGCUCUUCGGGACGAACCACUACCCCUUGCGGAACCUCACGAAGAUCGAGACGCCUUCGGGCGCCGAAGCGGACGGCAUCGACUUCUCAGCGAUGGACCGCUUCAUGUCGAACAACAUCUCGGUCCUCUCCCGGGAAGGAUCCCUCAUCGCCCGUGUCUUUCCGCCAGAAGCGAAGGUCCUGCUGUACUUCCUCGAGCGCAUCGCGAAUGAUGUCGUCUCCGACUACAUCGCACAACUGCUCGGCGCCGCACAACCACUCCAGAACCCUCUCUUCCUCCUCGCGACCGCCGCAACGUUCGGUCAGGUCUACCGCCUUGUCGACGCAGUUCUCGCUAUCGAGCCGAAGAAUCCGCUCAUAACGAAGGACGCUGCCGAGGACGUCAUCUUCAAGAUGUUCGAACCGCAGAUGGACGACUACCUGUCGGAAGAGGGCGAGUGGAUUCGCGAGGUGCUCGAAGGCAUGUGCGAGGAAUGGGAUCGCAAGACCGCUUCCGCUCUCGCCGUUUCCGACCCGACCUUCCUCGCCUCGUCGAAUCCUGCUCAAGUCAAGAAAAACGUCCUUGCCGGCUUCACCAAGGUUCUCCUCCUUCCCGUCACAAUCAUCCCUAAGACCGCCUCCUACGGCCUGAACGCCAUCACCUACGGCGCGACAGGCGUCAUCGACACUUUCGCCUCUCUCGGCACGCAGCUGAGCGGGAAUCGGACACCAACGGUCGCGCCCGCUGCAUCCUCGUCCGCUUCCUCAGUUGCAGAGGCGCCGCCACCGCCACCCUCUGUACCCAUCGCCAGUGUGCCGAUCGAGUCCUCCGCUUCAGCUUGGGGCGGAGAUGACGACGUGGCGCACGCUGGGCGUCUCUCGGUCGACGCAAACGGCACGAUCUCCGUGGCCAACGGCAACGCACACGACAUCCCGCUCUCAUCCGCGCCAUCUUCUGCUUCGACACCUCCGCCUCGACCAGCGACGCGAAGUCGUUUCGACCGGCUGCAGCUUCUGCUGUCGCUCGACACCGCUCUCCAGCUCAUUCAAGCCGACCGCGACUCGCUCAAGCGCAUCCAGACCUUCAUCCGCUAUCCCGGCACGUACGGUCGCAAGGUCCGCGACGCGAUCGAGGAGGUCUUCAUUGUCCUCCUGCAGGUCCUGGGCGAGAAGCACGUCUGUCCCGCGUUCGAGAAGGCGAAGUUGCAGAUGGAGACGUACAAGCCGCAGGACCACGACGACGACGAGGAUGUUGCGCCGCUGGUGCAGUUCUUUGAGCUCGUUCACAUCGGCGACACGAUCCAGCAGAUGGUCGACGUCUACUUCGAGAAGGAGAUGAACGCCUACAUCGACAAGCGCGACUUCCUCAACGUCGUCGUGCGGGAGAAGAAGAAGUUCGAAACCUCGCUUGACGACGCCGUCGCGCAAGGCUUGAACGCUGCAGUCAACAUCCUGAUGGGUCAAGUCGAGCAUGUCAUCACCUCGCGACAAGGCAUCCGCGACUACACGCCAGACGAGUCGGAGGACCUGGACCUUCAGCCGACGCGGGCGUGCAAGGACGCGACCCAGGUCCUGUCGAAGCAUUGUGACAUGCUCAAGGGCAGUACGGACAAGCAGAUCCUCGAGGUUUUCUACCAGGAGGUCGGCAUCCGGUUACACGGCAUCCUCCUCAAGCACCUCAAGCGACAGAUCGUCUCGACGCUCGGCGGCUUGCAGCUCAUCGCCGAUCUCAACGCCUACCACGCCUUUGUCACGUCGCUGCGACAGCCGCAGGUCACGGCGUACUUCUCGAGUCUCAAGAUGGUGGGCGAGCUGUUCCUCAUCGAGUCGCCUAAGGACCUCGGCGCCCUCGUGCGGGAUACGACGCGGUACGAGGGGACGCUGAGUCCGGAUGACCUGUACGAGCUGGUACAACGGCGAGCGGAUUGGAGCAAGAUUGAGCGGAUCGUCGACAAGCAGCUGUUCUCCCUUAGUGCCCAGGAUUGUUGUCUCCAGUAG
Messenger RNA from Rhodotorula toruloides NP11, 3120 nucleotides. Its product is annotated as f-box protein pof6. Gene Ontology annotation, molecular function: protein binding. The record is from RefSeq and is a predicted model, not a curated record. NCBI's taxonomy places the organism in Eukaryota, Fungi, Basidiomycota, Microbotryomycetes, Sporidiobolales, Sporidiobolaceae. Gene Ontology annotation, cellular component: exocyst; cytoplasm. The coding region runs from base 1 to 3120 and encodes 1039 amino acids. The transcript is spliced from 6 exons. Gene Ontology annotation, biological process: Golgi to plasma membrane transport; exocytosis.